AUGGCAUUCAAGAAGUUCAUAAUCAGAAGCUACGAGGGUCACUCUGAUAGAGCUAAGGUAGAAGAUCUUGAAAGAAGAUGCAAGGUAGGACCAUCAGAAAGCGUGUUAGACACUAUGGGUGACCCCAUGUGUAGGAUUCGAAACAGUCCCAUCUAUAUAAUGCUGGUGGCAGAGAUGGAGAAUGAACUGGUUGGUGUCAUUCAAGGCUUAAUAAAAAUGGUGACAGUUCAUAGUCAUCCUCCAAAGGAUAUGGCAAAGGUGGGGUAUGUCUUAGGCCUCAGAGUUUCUCCUCACAGCAGAAGAAAUGGCGUUGGCUCAAGUCUUGUGGAAAGACUAGAAGAAUGGUUCAGUUCCAAUGAUGUGGAAUAUGCAUACAUGGCCACAGAGAAAGAAAAUCACGCCUCAAUGAACCUCUUCAUGGAGAAGUUUUGCUACACCAAGUUUAGGACUCCAACUAUACUCAUAAACCCAGUGAAUAAUCAUCUGUUUGAAAUCUCAUCCGACAUUGAGAUAGCUAUGGUGAAGGUUGAAGAGGCUGAAUCCCUUUAUAGAAGAUUCAUGGGAUCCACUGAGUUCUUCCCUAGUGACAUAGAGAAUAUACUAAGGAACAAGCUGAACCUGGGAACUUGGGUGGCUUAUUUGAAAGGGGAUAGUGAUUUUGGUUUAGAUGGAAAAGUUCCGAAUAGUUGGGCUAUGGUUAGUGUUUGGAACUGUGGGGAAAUCUUCAAGCUGAAGAUAGGGAAAGCACCUUUGUCUUGCAUGUUAUUGACAAAGGGUUGGGGGUUGAUUGGUAGAAUGUUCCCAUGCAUGAAAUUGCCAACCUUGCCUAAUUUCUUUAGUCCUUUUGGGUUCUACUUCAUGUAUGGUGUGUAUCAAGAAGGGCCAUUCUCUGGAAAGUUGAUUAGGGGAUUGUGUAAGUUUGUGCAUAACAUGGCUUCUAGGAGUGAACACUGCAAGAUCAUUGUGACAGAAAUUGGAGGAAGAGAUGAUCUGAUUCAUCAUAUUCCACAUUGGAAAUUGCUUUCAUGCGAGGACUUGUGGUGCAUAAAGGCUUUGAACAAUCAAGGAACUAACAAGUUUCAUGAAUUCAGCAACACUCAGCCACCAAGAACUCUCUUUGUAGACCCACGAGAAGUCUAAACUAUGUCUUCUCAUAGAUAUAAACAUAUCUUCCCUCGUUUACUUCAACUUUUUUUUUUUUUUCUUUAUUCCUCAAACAGUCUACCUUUCCACAUGAGUUUUUUAGAAACAGAAUAACUAAGAGAUAGAAACGAAAUG
Messenger RNA from Vigna radiata var. radiata (mung bean), 1278 nucleotides. Its product is annotated as probable N-acetyltransferase HLS1-like. Gene Ontology annotation, molecular function: acyltransferase activity, transferring groups other than amino-acyl groups. The coding region runs from base 1 to 1140 and encodes 379 amino acids. The transcript has 2 exons. The record is from RefSeq and is a predicted model, not a curated record. Lineage: Eukaryota; Viridiplantae; Streptophyta; Magnoliopsida; Fabales; Fabaceae.